AUGGAUGCAGAUUCAAUCUACCUUGGAAGCAAUGAUGUGCCGAGCCUUCUCAAUAACUAUGACUGGGGCUGCAAGGAGUUGGUACCGACAGCUCAAUCCAAGGUCGAUCGACACCUUUGCCGAGCUCAACAGGUCAUUCCUGACCUAGUUGGCAAGAAGAGUCGGAAGCCGUCGACCCACUUGCUUACCCUCAGACAGAGGAGCGGGGAAUCGCUGAAAGACUACAUCUCCCGUUUCAAUGAAGAGGCACUGCAAGUAGACGACUACUCCAAUAAGAUGACACUAUCUGCAAUGAUCAACGGACUCAAGGAAGGGAGAUUCCUAUUCUCGAUAGGGAAGAACCCUCCGUCAACCCUUGGGAAGAGGCAGAGGGACGAAGCGCCGCAGCAUGCAGACAAAAGGAGGUCAGAUGACAAUGCCUCCCGGACAGGAGGCCGAGUAGGAGGCCCGAGAGCAAAUUCAGCUCGUACACUCCUUCAAUACGUCUCCAGAGAAGAUCUGCUAGACAUUCGAGAUCAGAGAGAUCAAGACCUCAUCCACAAGGGUCAUUUGCGCCAGUGUGUAAAAGAAAAGAGGCAGACCCAGAAGGAUGACCAUCCUCGCAAAGCUGCGAAGGAGGCUACGGAGAUCCGGACGAUCUAUGGGGGCCCGUCCAGUGGUAGAGAUUCGAAUUGGGCUCAUAAAGCCCACUACAGGAACACCGACCCUGAGCAUUACAUCUACUCGGCUAAAGGGCCGAUGACAGAAUUCCGAGUAAGCACCUACAACCUCAUGUUUACAGAGGAUGACACGCAUGGCAUCCAACAGCCCCAUGACGAUGCCUUGGUGGUUGCGAUGACGAUAGCCAAUCACAAGGUCUAUCGUAUCCUAGUCGACAUUGGAAGCUCGGCUGAUAUACUCUACUCUAAGGCGUUUGACAAGAUGGGGAUAGACAGGUCGCGCCUCCGACUCGUGAACACUCCGUUGCACGGAUUUGCUGGAGAUAAGGUGAUCUUCGAGGGUGUUAUUUCCCUCCCAAUUAUAGCGGUAGAAGGGCAGAAUUAG
This is a messenger RNA of Magnolia sinica, 1044 nucleotides long. RefSeq lists its product as uncharacterized. The transcript is spliced from 3 exons. The record is from RefSeq and is a predicted model, not a curated record. NCBI's taxonomy places the organism in Eukaryota, Viridiplantae, Streptophyta, Magnoliopsida, Magnoliales, Magnoliaceae. The coding region runs from base 1 to 1044 and encodes 347 amino acids.